ACAGGACUGAAGUGACUUAGCACGCACACUAGUGUAGUAUAUAUGCGUGUAUGUGCAUUAUAUAAGAUACUUGAUUAUAUUUACAUGGACUGAGCGACUAACACUUUCAUGUUCAACAUAAAAAAUAAUCCUGAAAAAUCUGCCCUUGCCUGUUUCAUGUCCUAUUAAUGUCCAGUCAAAACAGAUCACAACAGACUAGUACAGUCACUUCAACUGCUAGAACCCAAAGUAGGAAUUGACCACCUGUGCUUUUGCACAAACUUUGGAAAUAAUUUUUAAAGUUUAUAAUUUAAACUUUAGUCCAUUAAUAUGUUGUAUGAAAUCUUGACCCUGCUUGGGAAUUUGCAUUCAUAAAUCAGGACAUUAAUUGUACUUAAACAAAUGGUUUUUAAAUGAAUUUCCCUUAGUGUAACUUAUAUAGAGCUUCCCUGGUGGCUCAGUGGUAAAGAACUUGUCUGCCAAGCAGCAGACGCUGGUUCGAUCCCUGGGUUGGGAAGAUCCCCUCGAGAAGGAAAUGGCAACCCACUCCAGUAUUCUUGCCUGAAAAUCCCACGGACAGAGGAGUCUGACAGACUACAGUCCUUGGGAUCACAAAGAGUCAGACACAGCUGAGCACGAACACACACAUUUGUAGCUCAGAUAAUUCUUCAUUUCUUAAAUAAUGCAGAUGAUUUCAUGUAAAUUUUAAACUAAAGUAUGCGUGUGCUAAGUUGCUUUAGUUGUGUCUAUUGCCUAUAUAUUUAACCCACUUUUUAAUUAAAAUAUGUCUUCAGUCCACAUGGACUUUUUUUUUUUCACACGGACUUUUUAAACUUAAUCUCUUCUGUGAAGCCUUUUACCGUACACUCCCCAUCAGGCAUGGUUGAUCAUUUACAUCUCUGCUUAUCCAAACAGAUGCUACAUACACCUCAAAGUAUUGCAUUUACCACACUGUCCUGUAAUUUAAGUGUCUGUCUCCAUGAGGAGACGGUGAGCAACUUGAGGACAGGGAACAUAUCUUCCCAGUUUUGCAUCUGUAGUGUCACCUAUGAUGCCUGCACAUGUGGAAGACACUCUACAAACCUUUCUUGCCUAAGUGUAACCGAUGGAUCAGUGACCACUUUAUUGUACAACUGGAACUUUUAACUUUCCCUAAAACCAAAUUUAUACAAUUUUCUUCACAGAUAAUUUGUUAAGAAUGACAUUCUUUCUUUUGGUUAUUCUCAAAUAAAAGUGAUGUUUGUUAAACGUAGAAACAAUUGAAUGGUACAUAUUUUUAUCACCUAUACAAUUUUUCAUAUACAAUUAUAUUUUAAAUUUAUUUUAUGAUCAUAUGAAACAUACUUUUUAAACAUAAGACAUAUAAUUUGACAAAUAUAUUCUCAAACUUACUAUAAAUGUUUAACAUGGUAAUGAGCCAACUUUGAGAAGAAAGUUGCUACAAAGCUAAGGCAUGUGAUUGCUUUUGAAUGAUUUUUUGCAAAAUUUUGAUUAUUAUUGCAUACAAAGGAAUGCAAGUGAAACACAGGUUUGAUAUUUUUCUUUUGUUUCUUUUUUUCUCUUUGAAACAAUGAUAAGAUUCCUUCUCAUACUUAAUCUAAAGAUGAAAGAUUUUCAAGAAUUCAGAAGGAAUGACAUUUAUUUUAAAGGAAGAAUAUCCUUUAGUUCUGCAACCUUGAGGACUGUAAGCUCCACACUACAAGGUGAAAGCGAAAGUCGCUCAGUCGUGUACGACUCUUAGUGUCCUACUCUUUGCGACCCCAUGCACGGUAGUCGGCCAGGCUCCUCUGUCCAUGGAAUUCUCCAGGCCAGAAUACUGGGCUGGGUAGCCGCUCCCUUCUCCAGGAGAUCUUCCCAACUCAGGGACUGAACCCAGGUCUCCCGCAUUGCAGGCGGAUUCUUUACCGUGUGAGCCACCAAGAGUACCUCUGGAAAAGGUAAUGAUAACAAACCACAGAGACGCAAGUCAUUCCUCCGAGGAGCCUAGAGAGGCCCAGAAAUGCCCCGAGGGGAGGGCACCGCAGGGAGCCGGUGACGCACUUCCGACUCGGGCAGUUAGUAGUUUUUUGUCGCGGGAUUUGACAGCUUCUAGGCAGUUCCGUUAUCGGGAGGUGGCCGGACCGGAAGAGGCGCUGAGCCGGCUCAGGGAACUUUGUUGUCGAUGGCUGAGGCCCGAGGUGCACUCAAAAGAGCAGAUCCUGGAGCUGCUGGUGCUGGAGCAGUUCCUGACUAUCCUGCCCCAGAAGCUCCAGGCCUGGGUGCGGAAGCACUGCCCGCAGAGCGGGGACGAGGCGGCCGCCUUGGUGCGGUCUCUUCAGAGAGAGCCUGCUGGGACCUCACGCCAGGGCUUGGUGCCAGCCCAGGAUGUGGCCGUGCCUCUAACCUGGGAGGAGUGGGAGCGUCUGGGGCCAGCACAGAAGCCCUUCUUCAGGGAGAGUGCACCGGAGGGUCAUGAGAACGCAGUGUCACCAAGUUCGGAAACCAGAAUUGAGAACAAAGAGUUGAUUCCAAAGCAAGAAAUUCUAGAAGUGGAGCCUCCAGGGCAGCUACAAGGAUUUCAGGAGAGGGCUCCCCUAUCUUCUGAGUGUGGUGACACCCAGCAGGACAGGAGAGAGAAGCCCUUGGGAGACCCCUCAUCGCCGAAACGUGAAGAUUCUCCUGCAGAUCAGGGAGUCACCCACACCUCAGAUCUCAGGAACGGUCCCAGCGAAGAAGAUGUCAAAAACAAUGAAUUCAGGACCAGUGCCGAGAGUUCAGACUUUGUUCCUGGUCAGUACAUCCCAACAGCAGGGAGACCCGUCACUGUAGAUGAAUAUGGGAACUGCCAGCACAGGUUAGAUAUGGUGAAACCUCACGAAUCUCUCGACAGUGAGGAAAAUCGCCAUCAUUCGGGCCUAUUUGAGACUCAGGGGUGGUUCCAUGAAGAAAGGCCUUACACAUGUGACACCUGUGAAAAGAGCUUCAAACAGCGUUCCGACCUCCUUAAACACCAUCGCAUCCACACCGGGGAGAGGCCCUACGGGUGUCCUGUGUGUGGGAGGCGCUUCAGUCAGAGCGCGACCCUUGUUAAACACCAGCGGACACACACUGGAGAGAAGCCCUACACCUGUCCCAAGUGUGGGGACAGCUUCCGACAGAGCUCACACCUCAGCCGGCAUCAGAGAACCCACCUGAGGGAGAGGCGCUGCACGUGUAAGGAGUGCGGGGAGACCUGCCGCACCGCCGGGCGUUUCAGACACCAGAGGGGACACGAGGGGGAGCGACCCUACACGUGUGAGGAGUGCAACAAGAGCUUCAAACGCUGCUCCGACCUCUCCAAACACCAGAAGAUCCACACCGGGGAGAGGCCCUACGGGUGUUCCGUGUGCGGGAGGCGCUUCAGUCAGAGCGCGACCCUCGUUAAACACCAGAGGACUCACACCGGAGAGAAACCUUACAGAUGUCUCGACUGUGGGGACAGCUUCAGACAGAGCUCACACCUCGUCCGACACCAAAGAAUCCACAGAAAUAAAGUCCCAUCAUUUUGACCUGCU
Molecule: messenger RNA, 3512 nt
Organism: Odocoileus virginianus texanus
Lineage: Eukaryota; Metazoa; Chordata; Mammalia; Artiodactyla; Cervidae
Source: RefSeq, a predicted model, not a curated record